Akanthomyces muscarius is the source of this 810-nucleotide messenger RNA. RefSeq lists its product as uncharacterized. Gene Ontology annotation, molecular function: aminoglycoside 3-N-acetyltransferase activity. The transcript has a single exon. The record is from RefSeq and is a predicted model, not a curated record. NCBI's taxonomy places the organism in Eukaryota, Fungi, Ascomycota, Sordariomycetes, Hypocreales, Cordycipitaceae. Bases 1 to 810 code for a protein of 269 amino acids. Gene Ontology annotation, biological process: response to antibiotic.
AUGAAAACUCCGACAAAGCCAGAUACCAGGUCUCUGUGCACACGCGCCAGCCUUGCCACGGAGCUUCGCCUUGUCCUCUGCGCAGGCGACACAGUGCUUGUACAUUCAUCAUUGAGCAAAGUUGGUUGGGUCUGCGGCGGCGCCGAGGCCCUUGUCCGCGCUCUUCUCGACGUUGUCCGUGAUAGCGGCACACUCGUCGUUCCCAUGCAUACGUCCGAGAACUCCGACCCGACGGAGUGGUGCGCGCCGCCCGUACCAGAAUCAUGGUGGCCGACGAUCCGGGGUUCGAUGCUAGCCUUUGACCCGGCGCAGUCCCGGACGCGACAGAUGGGCGUGGUGCCCGAGACCGUACGCGGGUGGCCGGGGAUGCGACGCAGUGUCCACCCGCAGACCUCCUUCGCAGCCGUGGGCUCGCGCGCCGCGGCUAUCACCAGUGGGCACGCGCUCGACAGCAUGAUGGGCGACGAGAGUCCGCUGGCGCGUUUAGAGGAGGUGGUGGGCGCCAAGGUGAUGCUGAUUGGCGUGAGCUGGGACAGGUGCACAGCGUUCCACCUUGCGGAGAGCCGGCUGGCGUCGACGCCACGCAAAGCAAACUCGUUCGCGGCCAUAGUGGAUGGCAACCGGCAGUGGGUAACUGUAGAAGAUAUGGAGGCUGAUUCAGACGACUUUGAGGGUCUUAGUGCGGUAUUUGAAGCACAGACGGGUGCCGUCACGAGAUUUAUGAUUAGGGCGGCAGAGAUCAGAGUGUUUUUAAUGAGCGAGGCGCUCGAAUUUGCAGAGAAGUGGCUUCUUAAACAUCGUGCAAAGUAG